ACGAGCGAAGGGUGGAGGCCAGAACCAAGUGCAGGGUCAUGUUGACUAAUGAUAAAUCAACAUGGCCCACUUAAAAACUACAAUUAUUGUAGCUGAAAACCAUGAAAACGAGGAUUUUCGUUUUGUUUAUUUGUUUAUAUUUUGUCCUAGCAUGCCAGCACAGCCUUCACUUUUCCAAUUUUGGGGGACUGUUGGCGAACGUUUACAUAUCAAAGGAUACCGAUAACCAACGAUUUGAAAUAUAUCGCCAAAAGAUACGUGAUCAGUGAUACUUUGUGAGAAGACAGGUUACCACCCUGUGAUUGUACCAAGGCCAUGUUUUUAUCAUAUAGCCAACACUUUGACCUUGCCAAAGCAUUACCAUUGGCGAACCAAAAAAUUUAAAUAACGCUUCGCUAACAGGUCGUGUACAAUGUAGUCAAUCACAGUGCAAAGCCAUCAGCCCUUUCCCUGGGCGCUGGGACGGUGACGAGCGGACAAUCUGAGGCGUUUUACAUACUAUGGGAGGAAAAAACGAAAUAAAGCAAAAAUCGCCUUUUGCUAUAUUAUAUAUCUCUCUUAUUAUUUUGGGGGCUUCAUUUUAGGGUGGAGCCACGGCCCCCGUUGGUUCUCUGGUCGGAUCUGCCCUUGAAUUUCACAAAACAUCGAGUCCAGGGUCCAGUUUCUUUUAUCGGUAAUGAAAACCGUGACUUUUGCGCAUGCGCUGACAUCUCAAACCUGCACGAGCUGUAUAUAACCACAAGCAGCUGCAUUCCCAGAAAAUUAUUUUUGGUUACGCUACGUAAUAUCACACCGAAAAUAACAACAUUGUUAGGUUCAUAUUGAAAGGCGGAAAUGGCUGUGUUUGAGGGGAAAGACACAUUGUAAUCGGAAGAAUCUGCAUUACUCCACAACCUUUUUAUGAUAAAUAAGUAAACAUUUUGAAAAAUUAGCCUUUUAAUUCAAGGCUUUCGGUAGUUUUCAAAAUACUGUCACCCAAUAUUGUAAACAAUUUUUUUUAUUGUGGCAUAAUGGCCAAAGCAGUAAAUCGAUUGGCAAUGAAAUCUCAGUCACACCACAUGACGCUUUCACGUCAGCAAUUCGAACUGGAAAAUCAUACACAUGUGAUUGUAUCAUAACGUUUGAUCAAUAUUAAUAGGCGUUUUCUACGACCUUUAAAUUAACUACCAAAGGACACAGUACAAUGAUUGAAUCCACAAUCUGAUUGCUGUAAAUAUAGCCUGCGCUUUGCCUGUCACAGCCUGUCAAACCUUGUUUGCAAUUAUCAAAGCAGAUAUUGUGGAUUUUUUUUUGCUGUUGUUGCUUUUAGGUCAUAUUUGUGAUAUUUCACCCAAGAUGCCUGCAACGAAGCACACUGUCGUAAAUCACAGCUGUCAAGUCUUCAUGGUAUAUAUAGCUCUGGUUUCUGCGAUAUUGUCAUCAGAAGGAACUGCAAUACCCCAAGGGGCGAAGCGAUCUAGAUCAGUGACUGACUGCGUAGCUGAUUCAGCUGUCCGGCUGGUGAGGUGCGGUUACACUGAAGGGUGUAUCUUGGCUAAUUUCCGUUGUGAUGGCGUCAUGGACUGUGAAGACGGGUCGGAUGAAAGUGAGGCUACUUGCAGAGGAGGUUCCGCAUGCGAUCAAAGUCGGGACCCGAGGUGUCCCAAUCAUUCUACGUGUAGAUCAGUGGUGGAGUCGCAGACUAGGCUAGCCCACCAUGUUUGCGACUGUGUCGAUCCGUUCACUGGCCCAAACUGCACUGAGACGAAGACAACAACGGUACGACAGGCAACAACUAAGGUAAUGGACGAAGCUGGGCAAUAUUCCUCAACUGUCACGACAAAAAUGUCAACUUCAGUUAUCUCGUCCAGGACACAGAGAGCAGGCUCUCCCCACUCUUUGAUACAAACUCCAGCGGUGGGUUUGAAAAACACAACACCAUCGGUUUUUACACCUGGAUUUAACAAGAACUACACAGACUCUUCCGGUGGCAACACUACAGUGGUUGCAAGCUCACAUUCACUGAGAGCAAGAACUGAUGCCACCAUCAUGACACAGCUAACCUCGCUGGCAACAACGGACAAACAGGUCAACUACUCAGGAACUCCUACAACCCGACAGCAGAGCAACCAGAGAACACAUGUCAUGCCAGAAGACGUAACCAACUUAAGCGGUACAGCAACAAUUCACGAAAAUGGGCCUACACCAAAAGUCUCCACAGUGUCGACACCGCUCGUCGACACGUUGACACAACUGUCGAUAGUAAGCACAGUUCCUCUGACAAGUACGGGGAAGGAAAACAGCUCGAUUCAACCAAUGCAACAUCAGCCAACAGUCAUUCCUAAGCCUGAGACGAUACUGCCAGAUAACGGGCGAGUAUUAUAUGUCCCCUCAAGUUCAUUGCCGCCAAGUGAUGACGCAGGCUUGAAUUCAAAAACUCAAGGCCCAGUAUGGUGGGCUUUGGGGGUCGUCUUCGGAUUGCUGACACUCAUUCCUAUGGCCAUUUUCUUCCACUGCUGGAUACGGAGGAAAGGAUUUUCAAUGUUGGACUCCAAGACCAAAAAGGAUGACGAGGAGACAAUCAUCUCUGAUGAAACUCAGGAGAAUUCAAAACCUAAACACCAAAGGAACAUCAGCAUCUCGUCUAUCAAAUUAAAAGAAAAUUCAACACUUUUGGGAAAGGAACUACCUCUGGACGUCAAUAUGAAUAAGUCUGCACCUAUACCGCCUGUCAUAUUAAUAACACCACCUCCGGGUUCAUCCGUGGGAGCACCAUCUGCCAUGGCACAGAAACGCUAUUGGAAAAAGCAGAAUUUGCCCGACACUCAACUGUGGUUUCCAGAUGAUGGCUCUGAGGAGACACCGUACUUCGUUACGGAUAACGUUCCCCUUCCUGUUUCUUUCGUGUAAACGUGUUGAAAUGCCCAAUUUAAACACAGCAUUCAGCCAAAUUUACUACAAUUGUUUAACGCCAGUGUGGAAAGUAUUUCUUCGUUAUAAUUCUGUAUUUUGAGAGGGGAGCCUUUAUUGAAUGUAUUAAAUUCAAUCAAGUUUAAUUUGCACAAAAUUGUACAGUUGUUGGAAGACAAUUAUUUUUAUACUAUUUGUGGGAUUGUUAGUCGGUAGACUUUUUCAAAGUAUCAUUCUUCAGUGUAAGUAAUUGUAAUUGGAAGUCAGAGUAACUGGCUAGGUGAGCGCUUACAGCACCUUAUAAAUUAAUAGUGGGGAUCGGGUGGAGUGGGCUGAGAAACUGGUCCGCUUCAUAACGGCUGAAAAGAGACCAACAAAGAGCACCUUGCUUGAAUUGCAUUUUGGUUCUGAUUAUAACUCCCUAGGCCUUGUCUAUCAGGUUAAGUAAACCUUCGCCCGCGUGCCGACAAAUGAGGGUGAUCGUAGUUAAUGAGUACAGAGACAUUGCAAAGCGGCGGAAUGGGAGUAUGCAUGAAUAUGCUAGCACACGUGUCGAACACUCACAACAAAUCAUUGUGAGAAAUUUGGUAAGAAAUCUUUCAACUCAAAAAGAGCUGCCAUCAACACCCUUGAAGGGCGUGCUGGGGACGGAAUGGGUAACCUUUUGUCGGAAAAGGGAGUAAAAAUGUACCCUCGUUUGCCCCAAAUGAAACAAACCUUUCAUUGCAAAAGCUGUUUUCCAAUUAGUUGCAUUGUUAGUGUUAUUGUUCAUGAGACUAGGAGUUUUGGUUGGGAUGAAAAAGCAAAUUUAGUAUCUAAACCAUACAUUCAAAGAGAAGAAAUCCAUCUGUAUAUUUUUGUUGAGUAUAGUAUAAAUUAUCGCGUUUUGAACGUAUGGUGGAAGCACUAACCUCAAAAACAUGACCCUAAUUUAAAAUAAUGCUGUAUUUUUGUUAUGGGGUUAAGUUCCUUCAAAGGCCAUCUAUCCCAUCCCAUCAAUCUCAAUCGUGUAAAGUUCACAAAUACUUGUACACGUAAUAAAAUAGCAGGCUCAACUUUUACUGACAUGGAAUGAAACCCCCGGGGAAACUCACCACACAACUGAUUCAACUCACUGGCAUGCUCAGCCACAGGAAACACGCAGCGAUAUCAUCUCCAUCAGCUGGCUGUAGGUCUUAAACAAGAAAUUGUGGGCCACAUUGGUAUUAUUAUUUUUUUCAAAUGAAGUGUGGCUACAGUCGAGUCCUUUCAGAAUUUGCAAUAAACGACUGAAUUUCCUCAAA
Molecule: messenger RNA, 4172 nt
Organism: Acanthaster planci (crown-of-thorns starfish)
Lineage: Eukaryota; Metazoa; Echinodermata; Asteroidea; Valvatida; Acanthasteridae
Molecular function (GO): protein binding
Source: RefSeq, a predicted model, not a curated record